AUGAUGAAGACCGCAGCAAUUCUUCUCUUAUCGCCGCAUAUCGACGAAUGCCGUCAGUGCACUGGUCUCCUAGAUCGCCAAAUGGGCUCCUUUGUAUCCCAAUGUUGCAACCAAGAAGUUCAAUUUCAGAAUAAUAAUCGCCAAAUUGUCCGUUUCUUUAUGAUUGGUACUGGUGGUGCUGGUAAGACAACUGUAGUACGACAGCUGAAAUGCUUAUGCAAGGAACGGCCGAAAAAUUACAAGGUCUUUGAUGCAGACUGGAAUGAAAUUCCAGUCGAUAAUAUAUUUACGAGCGAAGAAAUGUCCAGUUUUCGGAAAAUUAUUCGUAAUAACAUAAUGACAGCCACUUACAACCUCAUUCAGCAAACAACCGAAUGGGGUCAUGAAUGCCAGUCUUCAAAAAGUGUGGAGGCAAUUCUAGCCGUCGUCGACAAUGCCGUUAAAGAAGGAAAAGGCACUUUCGAUGUAGAUGUUCCGUCAUCUCUUGGAGACGAUGUUAUCGAAGUAUUACGGGACCCAAACAUAGCUGACACGCUGGAAAGACAUCACAAAAUGGCUCGGAAAUGGCGAAUCGAAGAUGGAACGUUGAAAUUCCUUACAGAAAAACAAAUUAAACGCUUAUUCGAUGACAAUGUGGAGCUGACUACGAUUGACAUCGUUCAUGCGAGGUACUUUCUCCAGUUUAGAAAUAAAAUCGGUGAAGACUUCCGAUUCAGUAUUAACGGCACGUAUAUCCAAAUUCACGAUAUGGGUGGACAACCUACAGAAAUGAUGAAAAUACCAGAAUUCAUGCAGCAGUGGAUCGCAGCUGAUAGAGAAGGUUACAUGAACUUCAUACUUUUUGUGACAUCGAUGGCCGAUUUCAACGUCCAAGACGAAGAAGAAGAGAAGCGAACGGCAAUGGAACGUAGUAUAAGAAUACUUGACCGGAUACUCAGUGUGGACGCCAUCCAAAAUUGUGGACUUUUGAUAUUUUUCAACAAACAAGAUGUAUUUAACGAAAUUGUGACGGAGUUAUCGAAGACGGAUGAGGGUCGUGCUGAGAUCAUCAAACGUCUCAAUAGUUCCCUGACAGAAGGAUCCAAACGAGGUCUGACAGAUGGCAAUAUUCCUGUGAAAGUGGUGCACACAGAGCCAUUGAAAGCAAAUUCGACAACGUCAUUCAGAAACGGAAGAAAGGAACAAGAAGACACGCAAGCUGUGGAUCCACAUAUUAUGGCCGACAUAUUCAACGUUAUUGAAAAUGAGAUCAUCGUUGAUUUCAUCAGAAACGCGCGAUUUAUUAUGUAA
Ostertagia ostertagi is the source of this 1290-nucleotide messenger RNA. The record is from the annotation of a GenBank genome assembly. NCBI's taxonomy places the organism in Eukaryota, Metazoa, Nematoda, Chromadorea, Rhabditida, Trichostrongylidae.